Amborella trichopoda is the source of this 1421-nucleotide messenger RNA. The record is from RefSeq and is a predicted model, not a curated record. NCBI's taxonomy places the organism in Eukaryota, Viridiplantae, Streptophyta, Magnoliopsida, Amborellales, Amborellaceae.
ACACGCGGGAUAUAUCCUCUCUCCCCCACUGCAAAUGCCAUUCUCUGAACUCAUGGACCUGCUCCUCCUCCCCUUUACUUGCAAAAACCCUAGAACUGACCCCUUCUCCUCUUUGCUAAACCCCAAAAUUACCGAUUCUUCAUGGCACAAAAACCCUAGAAUAACGCCUUCUUAUUCUUCCUUUCUGACCGUGAAGAAUGACUCUUCAUUUCGUUUCUUUAAUGAGAAGCCUUAUCAGAGGCCUGAGCUCCAUAUAUUUUGUCCAAUAAGAGCCCCAUCGGCUCUGAGAAAUCGUCGCUUCGUUUCUGAAUUCUCAAAAAAUGGUGACCUUUCCGGUUCUAGGAGUUCUGUUGCCGAUAAUCUACAGACUUUAGCUUUGAAGAACAAGGCAGUGGAAGUCAAUUAUGAACUGAAAGGAACUUCCAUAUUUCUUGUCGGAAUGAACGGCUCUGUGAAAACCAACUUGGCAAAACUCUUAGCUGAAGUAUUAAGAUAUUACCAUUUUGACAGCAGUGACAAUUUGGUCGAGCAGGCUGCGGGGGGUGAAGCUGCUGCUAAAUCUUUUAGAGAGGAAGAUGAAGAAGGAUUCCGUAACUCUGAGACAGAAGUCCUAAAGCAGUUAUCAGCGAUGGGUCGCUUGGUGGUUUCUGCAGGAGAUGGUGCAGUUCAAAGCUCUACCAAUCUGGCAUUUCUGAGGUACGGGAUUUCGAUCUGGAUUGACGUUCCACUUACAACAUUGGCCAAGGAAAUCGUAGAAACAGGGAAUAGAUGCCCUCUAACAUGGGGCAUAUCAGCUUCAGACUCCUAUUCUGAGGUGCUGACAAAGCUAACACAAAUUUAUGAGGAAAUGAAGGGUGGUUAUGAAACUGCAGAUGCAAAAGUGUCAACCCUGAGUACGUUUUUUCCUCAAUAUACCGAUAGUUCAUCUGCUCAUCUUCAGGUGCACACACGCACACGAAAUAUCAUGGCUCUUACAAAGGGUCCUCCUCUCUCCUUACCAGAGAUAGCCUCUCAAUUAGGCUACGAUGAAGUCGAUGCAAUCACACCUGAAGACGUUGCAAUUGAGGUUCUCAAGGAGAUUGAAGGACUGAUGAGAGUGAAGAAAAUGAUGGAAGAUGCAGCAAAACCAUUCUGACAAAAACCAAGUCCCUCCCACUAUACAUUUAGAAGCCUUCCAUUUCAGCAUAGCUUUUCCAGAGCCAAGUUUUCAUCUCCUCCACAGGUUUCUAAUGCAGUUCGUACCUGGCUCUCUGGGAACCCCAUCUCCACCAACUUUUGAACCUGUUCAAUAACCCACAUCAUUCAAGAGCCAAAUAGAAUGUUUCAUGAUUAUAUGUUAAUGUAUUCUGCCUUGUCAUUGCCUAAUAAUGGGUACUCAUUAAUGUAAGCUGCUUGUGAAAAAAUUCGGUCAAGAUUGGAUA